This is a messenger RNA of Macrosteles quadrilineatus (aster leafhopper), 741 nucleotides long. Its product is annotated as THAP domain-containing protein 1-like. Bases 1 to 741 code for a protein of 246 amino acids. The record is from RefSeq and is a predicted model, not a curated record. The transcript has 6 exons. Lineage: Eukaryota; Metazoa; Arthropoda; Insecta; Hemiptera; Cicadellidae.
AUGGCUGCUCCGUCAUUGAACAAGAGGUCGUUUGCGGAUGCUGCCAAGGCCAGUCAAGUCACAAGCAUCGAUAGGUGUGUCGCAUUCAACUGCAACAAAAGUGCCAAAAAGGGAUCGGGAAUAUCCUUUUACAACUUUCCGAAAGAUCCUGAGCUGCGAAGUAAAUGGAUAUCUGCAACAAAAAGGAAAAACUUCAACCCUUCCAAGCAUGCCCGUAUAUGCAGUUUACAUUUUACCCAGGACCAAUUUCAAAUCCGACCAAACAGCAAUUUUGAAUUGUUAAAACCUGACGCUGUGCCAUCAGUAUUCGACUUCCCUCCUCAUCUAGCUUCAGCACCACCAAAGAAAAGAAGGAUUAUAAUUAAAAAACAGGACAUCUGUGUAUCUGAUGACAUCUGUGUAUCUGAUGAUAUCCAGACACCAACUGCUUUGUUGCCGAAACAUGACGAUUCCUCUCCUAGUACAUCAAUUAUCAUUCCAUCAUGUGAAAAACCAGAUGAAAUCCAGUGUAUUAGUAUUACGAACAAACAGACGCCACAAACACCAACCAAAAAUUUGCUUCGACGGAAAAUCAAGAUUCUACAACAACGGUUAAAGAGGAGAGAAAAGAAGAUAAAAACAAUGAAAGAUGUGAUUAUUUUAUUAAAGAAAAAAAUUAAUGCUCCAGAUAGACUAUGCAUGUCACAUGCUGAAAUUAGCCAGAAAUACUUUGGCGGACAAAGGUACCAUUCAGACAGAUGA